AUGGCGGACUUACUAAUCCCAAUAAUUCCUCCAAAAAUACGCAAAAAAGUGUUUCGUCAUCACGAAAUUUUUGUUGACGACUUUUCAGACGAGGAACUUCGGAGCAGAUACCGAUUUGGCCGAGAUUCUAUUGAAUUUCUCACAGGAAUCCUUGAAAACCAUCUGCAGCGACAGACGAAGAGAAACCAUGCGCUGUCGCCGACACUACAAAUUCUUGUAGCGUUGGGUUUCUUUGUGAGCGGCAGCUUUCUACAACCCAUCGGUGACACCGUCGGCCUCCCAAAAUCCUCUGUCUCAAGGGUGGUAAAAGAUGUGUCGCUUGCUCUAGCCCAGAAGCAGAAAAAAUUAAUUUUGUGGCCGUCUCCCGCCGAACUGCAAGUAGUCAAGCGAGGGUUUUACGACAAGGGAGGAUUCCCUGGUGUAAUUGGCUGCGUCGACGGGACCCAUGUGAGGAUUCAGGCACCCAGCACGAACGAAACGAUUUUGUUAAUCGGAAAGGAUUUCACUCCAUCAAUUUACAAGCAGUGCGCAACGAUAAUGGUAGGGAACACAAAGCGAAAAUAA
Porites evermanni is the source of this 564-nucleotide messenger RNA. The record is from the annotation of a GenBank genome assembly. NCBI's taxonomy places the organism in Eukaryota, Metazoa, Cnidaria, Anthozoa, Scleractinia, Poritidae.